CAAGCUUGGCAGUCGGAGAGGACGGGCUGGCGGCAGGUGGAAGGGGGCGCAGGAGCCAGGGACCGCGGAGCCAGCCCUUUGGCCCCCAGGAGCCGGAGGAGAGUCUCGAGCCGGCGUUCUAGAGAGACACGAUGGAUAUCGACAGUGAGGACCCGAUCCCUCAGCCCAGCCCCCUCGGGGACGGCAUGGAGACCCCGCAGCCUUCGCUGAUGGCAGCUGAGGAAGAGGAGGAAGGGGAGGAGGAGGAGGCGUCGGAGGGGGCGGGCACCUCGGUGGAGCCAGAGGUGGGGUCCGCGGCAGAAGAGGCCACAACGGUCGGACGUGGGCCAUCUGAGACGGCUGCCCGGAGGUCGGGCCUGCGGCUCGCAGACCGAAUCAUGCACGUGGUGGAAAGCUCCCCAGAGAAACAAGGCAUCUCCCUGUAUGCGUUAAAACGAGCGGUCGGUGCUUCGGGGUACGACGUCAGCAGGAACAGAGUCAGAUUUAAGAGGGCCCUCAAGCAUCUGGUGGACACGAGAGUUUUGAAGAAGGUGUCGGGAAAUGGGCUCAAUGGCUCCUUCAGGAUGGGCAAAAAGGGGCUGAAAAACAAGAAGAGGGGCUCGGACUCCCAGGCCCGGCCAGCCCCGUCGGCUUCACGUGCCGUAGAGCUCUCGCAGGCUACUCGGGCCCCGCAGGCCCCAGAAGGUCCAGGGGCCCUGGAGCAGUUUCCUCAGACGGCACAGGCCCCAAGCGCAGGCCCGGGGUCAUCGGAUAUCGAGGCCCCGCUGGCAGACGUAUCGGUGGAGAGCUGAGGGAGGCCCGCUGUCAGUCCAAGGCGGGAACCGAGCCAUGAAAUAAAAGAAAUGGUCUAUUUCA
This is a messenger RNA of Ornithorhynchus anatinus (platypus), 855 nucleotides long. RefSeq names its product histone H1C-like. Gene Ontology annotation, cellular component: nucleosome. The transcript has a single exon. Gene Ontology annotation, molecular function: DNA binding. The record is from RefSeq and is a predicted model, not a curated record. NCBI's taxonomy places the organism in Eukaryota, Metazoa, Chordata, Mammalia, Monotremata, Ornithorhynchidae. Gene Ontology annotation, biological process: nucleosome assembly. The coding region runs from base 132 to 791 and encodes 219 amino acids.